Guillardia theta CCMP2712 is the source of this 1188-nucleotide messenger RNA. RefSeq lists its product as hypothetical. Bases 1 to 1188 code for a protein of 395 amino acids. Gene Ontology annotation, molecular function: protein binding. NCBI's taxonomy places the organism in Eukaryota, Cryptophyceae, Pyrenomonadales, Geminigeraceae. The transcript has 6 exons. The record is from RefSeq and is a predicted model, not a curated record.
AUGGCAUCGGAUGUCGAUGCCAUCUUCGGCGUCUCCUCUUGCCUCCCUGUCGUGAGCUCGCGCGCUCAUGGCCUGGUCUUCUUUGCUGCCGAGAAUUUCGUCGUCCGGCACAGCUUGGGGGAUGGUGCGCGGGCUCAUUUCCGAGGGCAUGCAGGGGAGGUGCAAGCUCUUGCGGUCGAGGAGACUAGCGGCUGCCUGUUUUCAGCGGACAGCACAUGUCUUAUCUGCUGGGACCUUGCCUCUAUGAAGCAACUAGCACGGGUGUCCGUCGGAGAGCGCCAUGGAGAGGAGGAUUGGAGAGUGCGACAGAUGCACUGCCCUAAGGGAGGUAAGCUGCUCGUGAGCUUAGAGCAUGCAGUCAAGAGCGUUAGGAGCAACCCGAUCUAUGCUGUGAGGUUGAGAGACCCUUGGCAUUCCUUCAGGAUACUUUCCGAGUACUCCACCACCAGUCACAAGGUCGAAGCCUCGCCUGUGCUCCCUGCUAUCCUAGCGGUAGAGGGCAUGCUCGACUUCUUCCUCCUCACUUCUCAUGACCUCGUGGCGUUGAGCUGGCAGUCCGUCAAGAAGAGGAUGCACGCUACCCCCCUUGUGCAGGACAGCGAAGAUAGGCUGUUUGAUCUCUCGUACACGUGGAGGAUAGGUACAAGCGCAGAAGAACUUUUCAUAGAUGGUUCCGUCGAUGAAUCCUCUGCCAGCAUUUCUGUGUUGAGCCGUCAUAACUUGAUUUGGGUUGUGGACAUGUUCACGGGAACAAAGAUCCGCGAGGUCCAGCUGGAUGCGAGGAGAGGAUUGUUCUCCUCGAUCUGUUGCCUGCCAGGCGAGCGAGUGCUUGUAGGAGGGUCGCAAGGAGUUGUGCUGGCUCUUGACAAGAAGAAAGGUUCCGUAAUGCAAGAUUGGGCUCAAGUGUGCAAGGACAAGUACAUCAAGUCCGAGAGCAUGGACACAGUGUUGGGCGACGUGCCUAGAGAUUCAACUCCACUGCACCCGCUGAUCUCCAAGAUGAUUCGUGUCUCUAAUGCGCUGCUAGUCAUCACGGACGACGGGGAUCUGAUCGUCUUCGACACUCAGAGGAGGCAGCAGAUCGCCAGCCAGACUUCGUUUCCAGGAGAAAUAUCAAGCCUCUCCUUGUACGGCAGGUCCAGGUACCUGAGCUUCGCCCUCCUUGUUCGGACGUCUCUCAAAAUGUGA